AUGUGGAAGGGUCAGGCAAGACCGGUACCAACGGCCGGUGCGUCUGUGGAUGCGGCCGAUGUGUGGAAGCGAACGGAAACGAUGUUUUUUGUCGUAAAAUCUAGUUUUUCGCCGACCGAAAGGGAUGCAGAAACCGGGUUUCAAUUGGCAGCACAUUCUGCCAGACAAAAAGUACAAAUGCGCAGUCUCCAUUGUGAAAAUGAACUUUUUCCGUAUCAAAACCACAACACACAUCCGGUCGGAGGCAUAGCCGCAACUACUCUUUCUCACCCGACCCUUCUUUGCUCCAUCCGGUCCGGCUAG
Molecule: messenger RNA, 303 nt
Organism: Protopolystoma xenopodis
Lineage: Eukaryota; Metazoa; Platyhelminthes; Monogenea; Polystomatidea; Polystomatidae
Source: the annotation of a GenBank genome assembly